AUCUCUGAAUGACUCCCUACAGACUAUUUUAGAUAUUUUCUUCUUUUUUCUUACCCUUUCUUUUCUUACCCAUUUGUGCAAAGCAAACUUGGGUUGAUAAUAUGGUUGAUAAUAUAUAGAAAAAGUUUUUAUUGUCAUAUAUGUAUGACACUAGUAGCAAAUGUGUGAAAUUAUUAUCGCGUUGCGUUCGGCGUUAAAUCUGACCAUUUGAUUGAAAUUUUAAUUCUUUUCUCUCUCUAAUUCUUUUCUAACACGAGAGCCGAACAAUUCGCGUUCCCUAUGUAAACUUGUAGCGCGACAAAUACGAUCACUUUAUCCCGAAGUUACGAUUUCGUCCGGCGCGAAUGAAAAAUAUAUCUUGGUCGAGAAGCAGCCGAGAGGCGAGACGGCGCACGGCCGCAUUUAGCACCGAACAUGCGAUCAACGCAAUGCAUGUGCGACGGAUUCUUCGCAGGUACGGCUCUACUAAGGUGCAACGAGGGCACGUUUCGCGUGCGCAAGAUAUACGGCGAUGGUAAUUGCAUGUUCCGUGCGAUCAGCUACAUUCUAUGGCGAAACGAGGAAGAGCAUCGGUCGCUCCGAGCUAUGGUUGUGCAGCACAUUAUGGACAAUUGGCGCGAGUACGGUUCAUUCGUGAUGGCCGAGUGGAACAUUUCGGACCGGCAGGCGUACUUCGACUACAUGGGCCUGGUGGGCACGUUCGCCUGCGAGCUGGAGUGCACAGUGGCCACCAAGCUCCACCGCAUGAAUCUGUCCAUCUAUCGCGAGCUCGCGGGCAGAUACGAGCUCAAGCUGAUCUUCCACAAUCGCGUGCACGCGAACUGCGAGACCGCGAGGCUCCUGUUCACCGGAUCCUCCGAGAACGGUCAUUACGACGUACUGCUGCCCGAUUACCAAGCGCUCAUAUGAGCGGAUCGCGUGGUAGGUCGCGUUAGCGAUGCACAAUGUGUUUAAAAGCAAAGCUACACGGGACAACAAUGUUGUUUCGACAAGUAUUAGUUUCACCAAUAAAAUAACAUCGCAGCUAAUCAUGCAGCAA
This is a messenger RNA of Dinoponera quadriceps, 1039 nucleotides long. RefSeq lists its product as uncharacterized. The record is from RefSeq and is a predicted model, not a curated record. Gene Ontology annotation, molecular function: cysteine-type deubiquitinase activity. The coding region runs from base 415 to 909 and encodes 164 amino acids. Gene Ontology annotation, biological process: protein deubiquitination. Lineage: Eukaryota; Metazoa; Arthropoda; Insecta; Hymenoptera; Formicidae. The transcript has 2 exons.